AUGAGUAAUCAAGAUGGUAAGUCUGAGGAAGCGGCAGACGCAGAGACUCGUGGUCUUGGGGAAAUGCCAGGGGGAGCCGUACCGAAUAAGAAAGCAACGACACAGCAAUGGAAACCGGCAACGCGGACUGUGGAGGAAACACUUUCGGAAGGGCUCUCCAAUGAAGAUCUGUGGAUGUUGAUCCGACGCUUUAACAAACAAAUAUACCAUGUGAAAGCCAAUCAAGGUGCGGAGGCUCAAGACUUGGAUCUCAACCGGGCAGAGAAUGAGCAGUUUCCGCCUGAAAAGCUGCGGAUGACCAUUGAAAGGUUCUAUACAUCUGUCAUCGUGGGGGUUGUGGAAUUCUGCAGGCAUAUUGGUCGCCUACGGUCAUGGAGAGAGCCAGGCCGGACAUCUUUAUUCACUCUGGUAUAUUUUGUUUCAUGGUACCUAGACCUUCUGGUUCCCACCAUUCUAAAUGCGGUGAUUGCGUUGAUCAUGUUUCCACCUAUUCGACCACUGCUAUUCCCCAGUGCUCCAAAACUACCAGAUUCUUCAUUGAAGCCUCAGAACACGGAGGCUGCUGGACAACCAGGAUCGCAAGAUAGCCUCACGGGUGUUCCGGAGAGCCAUAAAGGAGAAACAGCAGAGCAAGAAGCCAAGAACUUAGUUGACAGUAUGGCGAGCAUUGCGAUAGAAAGCGCAGCUGCAAAAUAUGGCCAAACUAUACCUGAAGACUCCCCUGAAUUACCUUUAAUUUCCGAAGCAGGGGACCAUCUGGCCGUUCCUACUGACGAAGGUCCUGCAUUGGAAGACAAGACAAAGAAACCAGUGAAAAGUAAGGUUUCUCAGGGCACGGACAGCACGAUGCGCUUAAUAAGUGAUAUAACGGAUAUUUAUGAAAGAUUUGCCAAGUCAGUAACUGGAAAUAGGAUACAAGUUGUUAUUGAAGAUAUGGCUGAUCAAGAUAGUCUCCUAUCUCCGACGCCUCCAUUUUUGUUGAUAGGCUCUCGACUACGUCUCUCGGGAAUCUUGAGCAUAAUAAGCUUGGCGACGCCAUUCAUGUCGAGUUAUUGGAUGAUCAAAUCCCUCGGAUUCAUCAUUGGACUAGGUUUCUUUGGUGGGCCACUUUUUGCCCACACUUUGCACAUCUUGAAUAGAAAAAUUCCGGACUGGAAGGAGCAUAUGGAUAUACAGAAAACAUUGCUGAAAGGGGUCCCUACCAAUGCACAACUUACUCUGACUCUUUUGAGAAUUGGCGAAAUCAAUUCUUCGCCUAUACCUCCACCACCGACGUCGGACGACAAUGAGCCAUCCUGGCCAAUUCGUCGCAAGAAGUCCAAGACAGCAUUAUCCAUGUCACAGAGUGAUCAAGAAACCAUUGAUUUACAAAGCCAACCUCUUGAUGAUCCCUUGCCAGCAAAGCCUAAGAGAAGAUGGGUUUUCAAGAUGCUGAAGUAUGUUCGCCGAACAAUAGCGACCGCGAUCCAAGGUCACAUAGCUUUUGACCGAGCGAUGGCCAUCGCUGGCUCAGCUCACACCAAAAACUUGAUCAGCAUGCUCCAAAAGCGACACUUUCUCACCACGCCAUUCGGGCCCCUAAAGUUUGAUGCAAAAUUUGAGCGCAAGCGUGGUGCUGCAGUUAUUGACUCGUCCAAGGAGCCACCCAUACUGUACUUUACCACGUACCAGUCGGCAGGCCUGGAUGACCUAUGCAUUGAGAGCCGCAAGAAAGGCUCAGUAUUGUUCCAAAUACCUGUGACGGAUAUCCAGGAAUUGAAGAAAACCGAAGGUCUGGGAUGGAAAGGUAAGUUGAUUGUGGAGCUCACGGCGGGCAGUAAAGAGGCUGCGGAUGGGUUGGUGAUCAAUGGUAAAGAGCUAGAGCAGUCGUUUCAUUUGACUGGCAUGAGGUCACGAAAUCAGCUCUUUAAUCGACUAAUCGCCAUCGACGCGCAAUUCUGGGAGAGUCGAUAG
Molecule: messenger RNA, 1953 nt
Organism: Penicillium macrosclerotiorum
Lineage: Eukaryota; Fungi; Ascomycota; Eurotiomycetes; Eurotiales; Aspergillaceae
Exons: 4
Coding region: 1-1953 (650 amino acids)
Source: RefSeq, a predicted model, not a curated record